UUUACAGUGUCUCGUGCUCAGUGUUAGUUAAUAGUUCAUCGGAAACGACCGCAUGAUGUACUUGCGCACGUUGUUGGUUUAAGUCGUCUGUUUUCAUGAUCGGUUUCUGUUAUAUUAUUUUGAAUUGUAUAAAAAAAGCAAAUAAAUGUGAAUUUUGCUAGCUCGUCAUGUGCGGUUUACAAAUCAAACAUUUGUGACAAGACGGAUAUAAACUUAAAGAAAAUGAAAAAGCUAAUUUGGACAUUACUCAGCUGCGUAUUAGCAUCUCUUUUAAUCGUCAAUGUGAACUGCGGCGAAGGAGAGCAUAAUACAUACAUGCAAGGUUUUCUCUACGCCCAAGAAGAAUCAGCUCAUGAUCAACCGUCAUUCGAUGUAGAAACCGGCGACGGCGACGGCGACGAAGAAGAACUAGAAGAAACCGGUAUUGACGAGGCUUCAUCCGAAAUCGUUGAGAGUCAUGUGCCGUUCCCGUCAGACCAAGCCCAAGGGAGUGAUGCCGAGGCUCAAACGCCUCCGAGAAAAACCCGCAGAAAGAGACGGCGCCGGCGUAAACGACCGAGGACUUCGACGCACGUGUAUGAAGAGCAAGACCCAACUGCAGAGUCAUCAGCUCGCUUCCAAGAACCACCAGCAGAAGGGGAUUACGUAGAUGGCGUAUACGUGAGAAGAAGACCGAUGAAGAGGCGAAGGCGACCAGUAAACAGGAGACCCGUGUACGACGAACUAGAAAGUGAGGACGUUUUGCCCCGCAGGAAACAGUUAAGGAGACCAAGUGCCAACAGAACCGACGAAGAGCAAGUUGCAAACCAACACUGGGAUCCGAUAACGUCGACAGAAGAGGCAAAGUGGAAACCGUUAAAGACCACUACGACGGAAAGUUCACGGACAACCUUGACUAAACCUACAACAACACACAGAAUUAUUACGUUUUCACCGACAACGCAACAGAGCUACGUGGAAGAAACAACUAAAACAUCAGCCGGUAGAGACACAAAAAAAUCAAAUUCGACCCGACCCGACAUGGUGGUGGUUCAUAGGAGACCGGUCGCCAGUAACUUACCGCCUACUUCAGCGAUAAUAAGAAGACGUCUAAAGCCUACAAAUACGUCUUCCGAAGAUAUUACUACAACUACCAUUAUAACUACCACCACUACCACUUCGACUACUACUAUGAAACCGAACAUUCUUUUGAUCAAAGAAGAAGUGCCUUUGGAGCUGCUUCCGCCGGGUUUUAUCAAGCCAGAGCAAACUACUCGCAAGGAAACCGCCGCCGACGACGAGUACGAGUUCGACGACGAAGCGUUAUCGAAAAUGAUUAAUCAACAGCCAAAGGACAGAAAGGAGGAGCUGAAAUUCAAAUCCGACAGCAUUCCCAAAGUUAAAGACGAAAUAUUGACCUUGUUGAAAACCAAGACCGGCUCGUCGUUGCUGUCAAAUAUACUCAACCUGAGAAAUAUGUCUUUGGAACAACUUUUGCAGCACAGAGAGCGAGGAUCAAGUCAAAGACAUCAGCAAUUGCUGGACGACCGUCAAACGACAAUCACAAGUACCGAACCGACGGUUGUGGAAGAAAACGCGAAAAACUUUACAAACUAUUUGAUAGAGACCAAAUUAUUAGCACAAAAAGACCGCGUCACCUUAGGAGGACUGGUGGGUGCACAGUCCACGGAAAACCCGUUAUUGACAUACAAAACCAAAACGACGAAAGAUCACUAUGUGACCAUCUACAAAGAAGAGCGCGUAAAAGAUGGGACAAUCGCCGGGACAAAAGACGAUGACGAUGACGUUGAAACGAUAAACAAUGGACAACGUGUGAAAAAAAUGGACUUCCCUACGACCACGACAUUCACUACUUCGUUAGACGGUGACACUUCAUACGUGUCGAAAGGUCCUAAGUCGCGAAUAAUUUCCGUAAUACCGGACAGAGAACCGCGGCUCUUCGAAAGCAUGCCAGACUUUUCGACUAAAGCCACCACAGUCAGGCCAUUGGUAACACCAACGGUUCCGUCCCAAAUAUUGUUCAUCCAAGACACUAAUCAUAUAGAUAAGUCUUUGCUACAAGGCGACAAAGAAAUUAACGAGGAGGGCUUGGAAUACCGCCGUUUUGAAAUGAGGAAAUUACCAGCGGCUGUGAAGUCGGCGAUCAUAGCCAGUGCGGCCAUACUGGCUAUAGCAGUCUUGGGAUUUUUCGUGUUGCUCGUUUCGUGUAGAAUGAGACAGAAAAAGAGAGUGUUGAGAAAGAACUCGGUAUACUGCAAACACAAUAUCCAUUCUGAUCCGGAUCUCAGGUCCAGCGCUCGUAGCACGAGUCCGGUAAUGGACAAACCCUAUCACGAUCAAUACUACGAUGGAUACGGUGACCGCAUUGACGAUCGUAUGACAGCUAAUCGCCAAUACUAUUUAUGGAGAACGUUAAGAAGGACUUUCCGUUACGACUGACCAUAAUAUAGUUGUUUAAGCAUUAAUCGUAUUAUUGUUGUUAAUGUGAUCCAUUCUUAUGAUGAAUUUUAAAUUAUUAUUGAUAUUGUGAGGUACAAUUAUUCAAAAAUAUUAUCGUGCAAUUUAUGUUAAAUAGAUAUAUAAUGAUUAAGUUGA
Adelges cooleyi (spruce gall adelgid) is the source of this 2595-nucleotide messenger RNA. RefSeq lists its product as uncharacterized. Lineage: Eukaryota; Metazoa; Arthropoda; Insecta; Hemiptera; Adelgidae. The transcript has 3 exons. Bases 223 to 2439 code for a protein of 738 amino acids. The record is from RefSeq and is a predicted model, not a curated record.